Messenger RNA from Prorocentrum cordatum, 1068 nucleotides. The record is from the annotation of a GenBank genome assembly. Lineage: Eukaryota; Dinophyceae; Prorocentrales; Prorocentraceae.
AUGGGCUCCACCCUGGGCGCUGGCUGCCAGGAUGUGAUGGAGGAGCUCGACGGCUACACCCUGGUCAGGGGCAUCUACGACAGCGGCACCCAGCGCUUCGGGGAGGAGUUCGAGCGCAACAUGGGCAGCACCGACAACGCCUACAUCAUACAGCCCUUCGGGGAGCCGUGGGUGCUCGUCGGGCUUCACGACGAGCAGUUCAGCGAGGACCUCAUCGACACCCUGGGGCCGCAGCGCGUCGCAAGGAUCGGCCAGGUCGUGGUGCAGUACUACGACGGGAAGCAGCUGGCCGCGCUCGAGACCCUCGUCCAGGCCCGCUCGGGAAUGUCGGCCAUGCGGCACGUGGAGGAGAAGCCGCCGCUGCUCGUGCACUGCUCCGUGCCAAUGGCCAAGACGCUGAAGGCGAGCCUCUCAAAGGAGGCGCUGGAGAAUUGCAGGAUCGUGGAGAUCAGGAAGGGCAGCGAGCUCCGAAUGGGCGAGACCCGCUCCCUGAAGUUCGAGCUGGUGCAGACCCCUCUGGUGCCCGAGGGCGUCGUCGCCUUCGACGCCGAGAGCGGCACGCUGUUCUCGGGGAAGUUCUUCAGCUGCCACGCCGCCGCCGAGGGGGACGCCUCCUUUGACGCGCCGGGCCUCGCGGGCUGGGAGCAGUUCUCCGAGGAGUGGUUCCACUUCUUCGACUGCUACUUCUUCACCGAGCGGGCGCAGAAGGCAAUGCGGAGGAUCUUCAUGCUGGCCAACGCGCUCAAGGGGCCCGACGUGCAGCAGCUGGCGCCGAUGCACGGGCCGAUCGUGCGCGAGCAGUGCUGGAAGCUGAUGGCGAAGUACGAGGCGUGGACGGAGGCGAAGCUGCAGGACGGCGCGGAGGGAGUGGGGCGCGAGACCCUGAGAUUCGGGCGAUGCGGUCCGUCCACUCCGCGCGUUUUCGCCCGGUUUCGCCACCUGGGGCCCUCACAGAUCGAUCCGGCUCGGACCAUGCCGCAGAAAGAUGGGCUUCAGAGCUCCAGCCGUGAUUGCUCGCGAAAGGUCGCACCCUUUUGCGCAACGUCGGACCUCCGGAGAGACGUCUGA